This is a messenger RNA of Aspergillus pseudonomiae, 2274 nucleotides long. Its product is annotated as concanavalin A-like lectin/glucanase domain-containing protein. Gene Ontology annotation, cellular component: fungal-type cell wall. Gene Ontology annotation, molecular function: hydrolase activity, hydrolyzing O-glycosyl compounds; glycosyltransferase activity. Lineage: Eukaryota; Fungi; Ascomycota; Eurotiomycetes; Eurotiales; Aspergillaceae. The transcript has 4 exons. Gene Ontology annotation, biological process: fungal-type cell wall organization; carbohydrate metabolic process. Bases 399 to 1931 code for a protein of 510 amino acids. The record is from RefSeq and is a predicted model, not a curated record.
UCUGAAGACCACCGCACUUUCCCUUCCACCUAAACGGACUUUUAUUUACUACUUAUAUGUUCCGACCCCAGUCAUGGCUGCCUUGACAAUAUUUGACAAUAUCCCGACUGCUACCUUCCCAGAACAGAGGAUUCCAGCACGUUCGCUUUGUAGGUACUUAUUUCCUACGAACAACGCCGCAGGCCGGGACUUUUGACCAGACGCACACUCUCUCACACUCUCUUUGGGGGUUGCUCUAAUCUACUCUGCGAUUGCCUUCAUAUCUCCGCUUCCUAGAUCUUUCCAUUUUACCUGCAGAAGUCGCUCGUCCUGAUCUCGCUUUACUCACGUUCCCAACGGGCGUAUUCUCAACAUCGUUUUCCUAUUGUUUGUUUCAUCUCUAGUACACAGCAUCCACCAUGAGGGUGCCAAUAAUUAAUGCGGCGGUUCUCCUGCUGUCCUCUGCCACACCCGCAUUGGCUCAGACAUUUUCGGACUGCAACCCUUUAAGCAAAACGUGCCCUCCAAAACCUGCCUAUGGCACGUCAGGUACCUUUGAUUUCACUCAGGGUCAAUCAAAUGAUUUUGCAGAUGUCGGAGGUCCCACGUAUGGUAGCGAUGGCGCCGAGUUCACAGUGGCCAAACAGGGCGAUGCCCCGUUAAUACAGUCUGGCUGGUACAUCAUGUUCGGACAUGUCGAGUUCGUGAUCAAGGCCGCCCCAGGGACGGGUAUCGUCAGCAGUGCUGUUCUACAGUCGGACGACUUGGACGAAAUUGACUGGGAAUGGCUUGGGGGCAAUAAUGUCUUGGUCCAGUCGAACUACUUCGGAAAGGGAAACACUGAUAGCUUCAACCGUGGCGCUACCCAUGAUAACGUGGGAAAUCAUGACAGCUUCCACACCUACACGAUCGAUUGGACCAGCGAACAGAUUGUUUGGCAAAUCGAUGGCAAGACCGUUCGGGUACUGACUCCGGAUACCGCGGCGACCAAUCAAUAUCCUCAAUCCCCGAUGAUGGUUAAAGUUGGAGUUUGGGCUGGUGGUGAUCCAAACAAUCCACAGGGUACUAUUGACUGGGCGGGUGGCAAGACUGAUUACAGUGCCGGCCCCUACACGAUGUACUUGAAGACGCUGAAGGUGACCGACUAUUCAACCGGCACCGAAUACUCGUACGGUGAUCAGAGUGGGUCGUGGCAGUCAAUCAAGGCAACCGGUGGAAAGGUCAAUGGUAAUAUUGCCGCUGAGUCUAUCUCUUCUGUCGAAUCUGCCCCGGCCAUCACCUCAACCGUCGCUAGUAUCCCUAUCCCAUGGAGUGGGACGCACCGCCAAACCUCGAGCUUUGUGACCCCGAGUAUCUGGCCUUGGGUCCCUCGAGCCACCACGGCUACUCCAGGAGAGUCGAGGGGUCAGGGUCCUCUGCCAAGUGGCUGGACAUUUUCUGGCUCUCGACAAGUCCAGCCGCCCAGCGCGGCUUCAUCCUGUCGCCCAUCUACGUUUGUAUCAUCGCAUUUGUCGCAGGGUUCAGUUUCCCUUUCUGGCACUAGAAGCACCAUAUGGACUCUCAGUUCGACGGGGCUCUUCACCAUGUCGCCAACGCCAAUGCAACUAGUUAGCUCCCCGGCCCAACCAGCCAGCACAUCGACUUACCCUACUAUCUCUUCCUCACGUACGACCAUUACCUCAACAGAUACCGCCGUCACUUCUACGCAGCGGACUAUCUCUCCGACACGAUCAUUUAGCUCUUCAACCAUGACCAUGUCAUCAUCGACUUCCACCGGCUCCCCCUCUUCCACAACUAAUGCAAGCGGUUCGAAUGGUCCUGGAAACACCCCUGCCGCCACGACUACAGCCCAUAUAGCGCCUAAUGUGGGGGCCGCAAAUGCCAUGUUUGACGCCCCUUUGCCUAUGGUCGCUCUUUGCGUGGUGGUCGGCAGUGCGCUGGUCAUGACUUGAACGGGCAGUAUGAAUUAGACGAGGCGCCUUGGAAGGUGCCAUUUAUGAUAGGAAUGGGAUAUGAGGUUACGACUCUUACGACCAAGGUUCUCGACCUGUACAUACAUAGGACCUUGAGUUUCUGCAGGUGUCUUGUUACCAUGAUUAAUGACCAUUGAAUAUGUAUUAUACGGGCUGGGUUGGUUUCUGUUAGCUUAGAAAGACCAAUGCAAGUAAUAGUCCACCAAUAAUAGCAGCGCUCGUUUCCCUGCGUUGAAAUUAAGGUAAAAUACUUGAGAGGUCGACGCUACCUGAUCCACCGGUAUCGACCAUGGUCAGCCGAUGUGGCGUGCACGCUAUUCUC